AUUUUGUAACGUAGUAACCCGUCUACAAUUUUUGUAAACACGCUUGUCGGAAUACAUAAAUUCUAUACGAAUAGUUGAAUAGGCUAUUUAUUGCGGAAGUAAUGGCUUCCAAAAUUUAAUUGCAGACUGAUUUUAUUAAAGAUAAUUAAAAACCUGGAGGUUGUAAUAUCAUGAAUUUUAGUUCGAAUGAGUGUGAUAUGUGAAUUAAACUAUUAUCCGGCUUCAAUACUCUGUAUACAUCUUCAUUCUAUAAAAUAACUACAAAGAACAAAUUCUGCAGAAAGGAAUUUGUAAUGAGACUGUAUCAUGGUUAUUUAUGAAAUAAGUUUACUAUUCUGAACAUUAUUAAGAGAAUUUUAAGAUUCGUGCAUAAAUGCGUUUGAAUCGACAAUGAGUUGCGGUGGCUGUGGUUCAUUGUGUAUGUGAGAUUGAAGGAAGGGAUCGUAUCAUGGAUGAUGCUGGCUGCAACAGCGCUGUUAAAAACAAAAUGAAAGGUAAAAUACAAGACGAUGAGGACGAUUCCGAGGAGGAGGUGUGGGACAGCGAAGAUGACGAUGAGACCAUAGCGAGAAUACAACGCGCUCAUUAUGCGCAAACCGCGGCUAUGAACCCUCGGAGGCGGCCGGCGCCCCGUGCUAGGCCAAUGAGUAUAAAGAGGAAGAUGGAAGCUGUUAAAAACUUUCACGAUUUCACCAAGAAACUGAAGAAGGACACUGGUAUUAGAAUUCGUAGCUUAGUUGGCAACAAUAUAUUAGAGUUAAGUGACUUUUCAAGUGAAGAUAGUAACUCUGACAGUGACGGGCUUUCUGAGGAAGAGUUUGUGGUAAAUCCCAGUGCCGUGCAUGAGUUGAAUGAGGAGGAUGAAAGUUACAUUGACCCUGAGACAGGGGACAUUGUAAAAGCGAAAAAGGAAACAAAUAUUCAUCAGAACUCUACAGAAUUAGUGAGGCCUGAGCCGGAAGUUAAACAAGAGGAGCCAAAAACCCUCUCAAUAAGUGAUAUCAUUGAUGAAGGGGAUUUGGACAAUAAAAAUGUAGAAAUAGCAGAGAUAGAUGAAGGUGAACUCUGUUCUGAAAAGACUGCUGAGGAGCUGUUGGACUUGAAGAAUGAGGAGAGCAGUCAGGACUUUGACAUAACUGAGAAAUUAAAAGAAAUGGGUGAGAUAAGUGUGAAACCUGUCAGCAAACCAGAGGAGGAGAGUGAUCCUUCUAAAACAAAUGAGACUAAACCUGAUGAAGAGGAAAAGAAGCCAGCAAACCCCAAUGCCAUGAAUGUGCGUCGAAAUAUCAGGGAGGUGAUGGAUGAGAAGAACUUGGAUGCUUCAACACUGGCAGCCCAAAGGCAAGAGUCAGAGAGAUUGGCCAGGGUACAGGAACAACAGAGGAUCAUCAGAGAGGUACAGAGACAGAUUGCUCUGAACAGACAAAAUAAAAUCCAUCAAAAAACAUUAUCCUUAUUGCAAGGUGGAUCAUCAAUACUGAAGAAAUCUCUUCCUGGACAAAAGUUAAACUUGCCAAAUACAGUUUUAGUGAAGCUUCCAUCAGGUGAAAUGAAGAAGACUACAAUGAAGCAAGGGCAGGUAGAGGUGACAAAGAUAUGUAAACCAACAACAUCUGGUGCAACCCAACACAAAUUGGGAAAACCGGAUCAGAAGACUGACAAAAAAGAGGUAGUGGAAAUUGUUGACAGCAGCAGUGGUGAAGAAUCGUCGUCAUCUUCAUCAGAUUCUGAUGAUUGCAUAAUGCUAUCGGAUUCCGAAGUGCCUCCAAGUCCAGAGGCAGAGGAAGAUCCUAACAAUUCAGGGCUCCAUGUGAACGACGCCUACAACAUACCAGAUGAACAAGGCCGAGUAUUGAUCAAUAUUGGCCAUCCAGAAAAUGAGGAGGAUAUAUUUCUGGCGCCACAAAUUGCUAGGGUUAUUAAACCGCAUCAGAUUGGUGGAGUUAGAUUCUUGUUCGACAACAUUAUUGAGUCUGUUGAAAGAUUUUCGACAUCCACUGGUUUUGGAUGCAUAUUAGCACAUUCUAUGGGUCUUGGAAAAACUCUUCAAAUUGUGUGCUUCUGUGAUAUAUUUUUGCGACACACAAAGUCCAAAACUGUACUUUGUAUUAUGCCAAUCAAUACACUGCAAAAUUGGGUUGCCGAAUUCAAUAUGUGGUUGCCCCUGGAUGCGUCGAUUAGCCCGCUAACAGCUCAUGGCGAUGUGCGAGCAAGAAAUUUUCCCAUAUAUGUACUGAAUGACAGUCACAAAACUCUUCAAAUGAGAGCAAAAGUUGUAAAGGAAUGGUCAACGAGUGGUGGUGUAUUAAUGAUAGGAUAUGAGUUAUACAGACUUCUCAGUAUGAAAAAAGAUAAAAAACCUCGUAAGAAAAAAAAAGCAGAUCUUGAUAAAGAGAAGGAUAAAAGUGAAAGCAAACCAACAGAUACUGGGAAUGAGGACACACAGAGUUCUGAUAUCACCAAUCAAUCUAAAGUCCUAGAUGAACUGAAAUUAGACAAAGAUAGUGGUGACAGUCAAAUUAAAUCAGAAGUAGACGGCAAAGAUGACGUCAAGAAAGACGAGAAAAAGGAAGACACACAAACUGAUGAGGAAAAGAAAUUAUUAGAUGAAAUGUACGAAGCAUUAGUUCGGCCGGGUCCCGACUUAGUGAUUUGCGAUGAGGGUCAUAGAAUAAAGAAUUCGCACUCCAACAUAUCUUACGCUUUAAAACAGAUGAGGACCAAGAGAAGAGUUGUUUUGACAGGUUAUCCACUUCAAAAUAAUCUGCUAGAAUAUUGGUGUAUGGUGGAUUUCGUUCGACCUAAUUAUCUAGGCAGUAAAACAGAAUUUUGCAACAUGUUCGAGCGACCAAUUCAAAACGGCCAAUGUAUUGAUUCGACCCCACAAGAUAUCAGGCUCAUGAGAUAUCGUGCACACGUUCUUCAUUCGCUCCUCUUGGGUUUUGUUCAAAGACGUUCGCAUGCGGUUUUGCAAUCGACGCUACCACAAAAAGAGGAAUAUGUAUUGCUAGUGCGCAUGACUCCGCUGCAACGGAAACUAUACGACAGAUUCAUGAACGAAGUAGUGCGUUCCACUUCAGUACCAAAUCCGUUGAAAGCAUUUGCUAUUUGUUGUAAGAUAUGGAAUCAUCCAGACGUGUUAUACAAUUUUCUUAAGAAGCGAAGUGAAGCAAAUGCGGCUAUUGAGGAAGAUUUGGAUUUGGAAGAGCUGAGAGGCGUGACGAAGGCAGGUCGACCGAGAAGCAAUAAAGCGCAACCACGGCGGCCGACUAAACCUCGGGGUGCAUCCAAAAAACCGGCAGCAACAAUACCUCCCAAUACAACAGGAACAGUUGUACCGCGCCAGGAUUCAGGACCAUAUAGCAAUGUACCGUAUCCUCCAAACGGGCCCUACGGUCCCGCGCCUAACACCUACAGGCCUGAUCAACAGACAGGGGCGUUUCCCCCUUACCCGAACUAUCAAAACUCCGCGCCUGGAUACUAUCCUCCAAAUCAAGGAUACAAUCAAAACUACGACAACAACUAUUACCAACAGCAGCCGCCAUAUGGGAAUUACCCAAAUCAGUAUCCACCCAAUAACCCAGAAUGUGGGCAGGGUUACAACCAAAAUUAUUGGGGCAAUGGAAACUUUUUUGGAAACAGUGGUUAUUAUAAUAAUCCACAAUAUCAAAACAACCAACCACCACAUGAUUACAGAAGCAAUCCUCCUACAGAUUAUAAUAAUUCUCAACAUUUUCCAACUAAUUACAGUCAACCAUCAAAUGAACAGCCCUAUCCUGCCAACGCCAUGCAACCAUACACAAAUAAUACUGAAGGCUAUGUAAAUCCUCAAAGACCGCCUUACCAAGCCUAUCAUAAUCAAUCUGGAUACCAAGAAUAUAAUCAAAAUGCACCACAGGGUCCAUAUCCUAACGCCAAUGCAAAUGCUCACGAAUAUCCAAGUCAGCAAUAUCCACCUUAUGCUGGAAAUACACAAGGGUACAAUUCUAACCCAACACAAUUUAAUCAAUAUGAAAAUCAUUCUUCCAACUUUGCCGGUUAUCCUAAUAAUUUACCAACAAAUCAAUCUCCAGAUACAAAUGUGCCAAAUCAGCAAGUGAAAACAGAGCCAAAUGUUGCAUCCAAUUAUAAUGAUAUGAAAAUUGAACCAAAUUCGUCUGCCACAAAUUAUUCUACAUUUGGGUAUCAGUCGAAUUCACAAGGGUUUCCACAAGACCAAACAGAAAACAAUAGCAAUACCAACUUUCCCUAUCAAAACUUUUCACAACAACUUGAAACUAAAACGCCUUUGGGUAGUGCUAGCUCUGGCAGUCCUGUAACAUCAUGGCCUAUAACAGAGAUCAAGACUGAAGUGGACAAAUUUAAAGCGGAAGAGAUUAAAGCAGAAGUAAAAUCCGAAUCUGAUGGAGAGGUAAAAAUCGAAGACUUAGAUACUAAGAAAAUUGUGAAAGAUGAAACAAAGAAAAUCUCUACAAAAGAGAUCAAUGCUAUUAAGGACAUUGAACCCGAAGCUUCUAAACAAAAAGAAACAGAAGGUAAGACGGAAGCUGUUAAAAGCGGCAAGUCUGAAUCUGAAGAAGAACUGCCUAAAAGGGGGAGACCGAAAGGAAAAGCGCGAGAAGGCAAGAAAACUGAAAAGCCAAAACCUAAAAGCAAAGGCAAGGCUAAAGGAAGAAAAGAUAGGAAAACUUCAAAGGAUAAAAAUAAUGAGGAGUCUGAAUCUGAAGACAGUGAAAAGGAAGAGAAAAUGAAUAGAGAAGAAGAGUUAGCAAUGGUAAAGAAAGCAGAAGAAGUUACUUAUGAUUGGGCAGCUGAACUGUUAAAAGAUUAUAUUCCUGGCAUAAUUGAAAACUCUGCUAAAAUGGAGUUAUUCUUUUAUAUACUGAAUGAAAGUAUUAAAUUAGGAGACAGACUGCUGCUUUUUAGUCAAAGUCUUUUUACUUUAAAUCUCAUUGAAGAUUUUUUGGAGAGAAAUUACAUUCCAGGCACUAAUUGCUUAUGGGAAAGAAACACAAGUUAUUACAGAUUGGAUGGGUCCACCCAUGCUUUGGAACGCGAAAAGUUGAUAAACGAAUUCAACACAAAUCCACACAUAUAUUUAUUCCUUGUUUCUACUCGAGCUGGAUCACUGGGCAUCAAUUUGGUCGGGGCGAAUAGGGUAAUAGUGUUUGAUGCUAGUUGGAACCCAUGCCACGAUACUCAAGCUGUAUGUCGAGUUUACAGAUAUGGCCAGAAAAAACCUUGUUUCGUGUAUCGAUUUGUAAUGGACUGCUGUUUAGAAAAGAAGAUAUACGACCGACAAAUAAACAAACAAGGAAUGGCGGAUCGAGUCGUUGAUGAAUGCAACCCGGAUGCGGUGCUAUCUAUGAAAGAGAUCACGAAUCUAUGCUUUGACAACGAUGAGAAGGAAUCGGAAGCGAAAGAUUUAUCUGAGCACAAAGAUAAAUACAUUGAUGUUGUUAUGCAAGGUAUUAUAAGUGGACAUGGUAAAUUGCUAAGCAAAGAACCAUUCCAACAUGAAUCCCUGUUGGUUGAUAGGAAGGAGAAAAAAUUAUCAAGCGCUGAGAAAAGACUUGCACAAAGAGGUUACGAGUUGGAGAAGAAGGCUGCACUGGCGCCGAAGCCGACGACGGCGUACCGCACGGUGCGCGCGGCGGACGGGUCGCUGGUGCAGCGCCCGGUCGCCUCCGUGCGCCCCAUGCAGCACGGCGCGCGCUGGAUCCCCGCCGACGUGUGGCGCCGCCAGGGCAUGACCGCACAGGAGAUGACGUUGCCGUUAGAUGUUGUUAUACCUACUAACUCCGCGGAGAAGACGAACAUUGUAUUGAAAGCAGGCCAGCGUGUUAUGGUGUUGAAAUCGCCAAAAGGAAUAUACAUGCAGUUGGAAUCUGGCAAAAUUAUUGCUAUUAAAACGUCGUUUAAGGGACUGGGACAAAAGGGAGCGGACAAUAAAGAUGGAAAUCCAAUUGGGAAAAAAGUUUUAGGUAAUCGACCGUCGGUAAAUAUACCGGGAUCUUUGAAGAAUAAUUCAGCCAUAACUAUUACAUCUAAAAGCGGCCCGCGGCCUGGUUUCCAUAGAGUUAUAAGACCAUCAAUGAUUGGUCAAAAUAAAAUAGCAAGACCUAUGAUCCCAGGUCAAAAGAUUGCAGAGAUAAGAAAUAGAUUGGGUGAGAUGAGAUCAUACUCUUCUAUGCGUCCAAGAUCACCUUUAGUCCAAGGCAGAUUGAUGAGGCCUAAUUUACCAGGUUCUGUGAGCAUUACAAAAAUACCUAAGGAAACAAAAAAAUCAGACACUGAUAAUAGUGACUCAAAUACCAUAAACAAAAUGGAAGUGGACUCAGAAGAAGAAACUCAAGUUCUCGAUAGUGAUGAAGAAGAUGAGAGUAAGAAAGAAGAACCUAAAACAAUUCCACAAGAUAAGACCAAACUAGAUGGUAACACUGAGAGCACAAAACUAAAUGAACCCAGUAAAAUAAGCAAGGCUAAUGAAAUAAAAUCACAGGCAGAACCCAUUGUUUUAACGACUGAUGAAAAGCUGCCCCCAGAAGAGGUUUUGGAAAAGAAAGCCAUUGAAGACAGACACGAAAAUUCUUCAGAAUCGUCAAGAACUUUAGAUACUUUUAAACUUGACUGUACAGACUCCACUCGAGUUAUGGAACAAACUGAAAGAAAAAUAAAUUUACUUAAGAAUUAUAGACAUCAGCGUCCAGGAAGUCGACCUACGACGGAAUCAAGUCUGAGUCAAUUAGAAAAAACAGCAAGUGCUUUAAAUAAAGAAGGACUACCAGAUUUCCGUAAAAAUUUGGACGAUAUAACACAGUCUUAUUCUCCUAACAAUGAAGAUAGAUCUGGAGGUAAAACGAAAAAGAAGAAGUCGCCUACCAAAAUAGAUGGACCUAACGAAUCUCAAAGUAAUGAUAGACAAGUGAUGCCUAGCUCUGGGAUGUCGCAUAGCGUAUCUAAUCUCUUGGGCUCGGGCAAUAGUCAGCAGAAAAGUAAAAAGAAUGAUGCUAUGUGCUUGAAUACAGCACCAGUCGCUCCUUUGGAAAGUUCAGGAUCACAUCCUAGGCUUAUGACUCGUCCAGGGACGUCUGGAAUAUCGCAUGAUCCUUCGUUGCCACAUUCUCUUGGCCAAAAUAAGUCCCCUGUUAUGCCCUUGAAUAUGACACAUGGAGGUGUUAUGAGUAUGGGGGCCUCACCUACGAUAGGUGUCGUAGAUAUGGCCAAAUCUCCGAACCAGAAUAUACCACAUCCUUCGAAUCCAAUGGGCCAACCCAGUCAAGCGUAUCAUCCUGGCACACCAGCACCUGAGGCACCAUAUGGUCAAUAUCCAGGUUAUGGUAUGGGAUACGGCGCGUAUCCGAGUCCAGCCUACUAUGGCGGGUACGGUGGUGGCGCGGGUUACUACCCUGCGUACGGCGCGACGGCAAGCCCGGCCGGGGCGGCGGGUGCGGCGGGCGCAGCGGUCGCGGGGCUGGACGGUGCACUGCCCGCGCAUGCGCAUGCGCCGCUCCCCGCGCACGCGCACGCGCCCGCUCCGCCCUACGCGCACCCGGCCGCGCCCGCUGUGUACCCGCCGGAAUACUUACGUCCCAAUCCCCAGUGGUAAACAUCACUAAACCGAAACGGUCUGAUGUCAAACUAAAUGCUAUACUUAUAGGAACUGAAGUGACCGUGUGCCGGACGGCGAGAGUCCCAGCGAGUGUCGUGCGGCAAGUUUCGACAAAAUUUCGCUUUUUACUCAUGAAGCUUGCGAAUGGAAAACUGCCCGUAUUGUGUUUAACUAUGUAAGAUAAUAUUUGUCUGUCAAUAUUUGUCCACAUAAUAAAUUUUUGAUUAAACAAUUUUUAUAGAAUAUCUUCCUCUAGAAAGCAUAAGUAUUAGAUUAUUGUUACAACCUGAAUGCUUUUACGAGUACCAUUGCAUAGUUUUUUUUCUUCAUAUUUGCUCACAUAUUGGACUGUUAAAAGGUCAACGCCAAUAGUCGGAAUAAUGAUGAAGAAAACGCACUCGAUAUAAAUAAAAAUUUUACUUAUGCUCUUUGCAUACAUUCUAUUAAAAUAAAGCGCCCUGUGUUUUUUAAGCACCUCGAGGCUGUUUAAUUUUUUAUCGUAUGACUGUUUUUAUCGCCAUAAUUGCGAUCGCUACGUUUGAUCUGACCCUAAUAUGGCCUUUGGCGCUUACAGCAGUAAGUAGAGUCUUAUAAACAUAAAAAUAUAUACUACUAUGUUGACAUAGAUUGAAAGACACAAUUUUCAUAAUUGAAUACAUUUUAUUCGAUUGCACCGAAAUUCAAAACUGAUAUUGAUCUCCGUGAUAUUUUUUGAGUACUUACUAUGAAAAUUGAUGUAAAAUAAGACAAUGUGUGUGAUUAGCAGAAGUUCGAAUAUUCAAUUAUUGAUUGGAAUGUUACUGUGCAGAAACGUAAAUUAUAAUAGGAAAAUAAUGUAGGAGUAAAUUUGAAGUACAUACCUGGAUUCACUAGCGCGGAUGUUUGGAUGUCAGUAUGUCUACUGUGGCUAUGGUUUGAUCAAUGGAUGUGAUAUGCUACUAACUAGUGUAAGCGAAAUAUAGUCUGUACGAAGUAUUUAUCAAUUGUAAUAUUAGAUAGGUGCCCAUAGUGUGAAGUAUACUAUUGUAGAGUCUCAUUUAAUCCACUGUCCCGUGACACACAUUUUUACAUACAUAAUAAUGUAAGCAUAUGUAUAACGAUUUCAAUUCUGAAAGCAUUGUUUUAAAAUUACAAUUUCUCUUAUAGCUGGCGGCAACCGAAUGAAUAUCUUACUUUGAGAAGACUACAAGGUGAAACUACAUGGAUUCAAUACUUUUCAAAAUAUAUAUUUCUUUCAACUUUAAAAUUUGAUAUUGUAGUUCAAAAUGUUGGCAGGCGAGUCUCGGUCAGCAUACAAAAUAUAUAACCUGUACUGGUCAGAACAAAAGUCUGCAAAAUGAGUUUUUUGCAUCAGUAAAGGCUAGAUUUGGAAGGUAAUUCUUAUGAAUUAGAAAUUUAUGUAACAUACAUUGACAAUAGACGUAACAACGUCAAUGACACAUUUAAAAUUACCAAUUCGUAAGAGUUAUACAACAUAAAUCACGCGUUGCGCCGACACCACGUUGUAGUGGCAUUAGGGCAGAAAUAGCGGUUACAUACAGCAGUAUUAUUUCAUUGUAAAUGUAACUUUUGAAUGAGAGAUAGUGUUACCGCCUGCCAUUAUAAACUAGUGCUUUCAGAAUUGGCUUCGCUACACACUUAAAUUACUAUUUAUAUUAUCUGCCUAAGUUUUUGUUGAGCAAACUAUAAAUUUGUUAUGUGUGGAACUUAAGUUUUAUUUUUUUUACACUGGCGUGAUAAUAUUUUCAAAAUGAAUUAAUUUGAUUCUGUUCAAUAUAUGGUCUGUCAAUUUCUAUUUUUUCUUUGGUGUGUUUUCCAGUGGCAAUGUGUUGUCCCAUCGCGUUGCCUGUGUUCGUUGAAGAUUUAUCUAUCCGAUAUGCGUCGCGUCGUAUGCCAUAACACAUAUUUUUGUAAUCAUUUGCGUCUUCGCGUAUAUCAUAAUCACAUAAUUGCUGACGGUCUGCAGUUAUAAAUAACUGACAUCGCCUCAUAAUUGUCGGGAUAUAAUGUAAAACGAUUUACUUCAUUUCGACGUAUAUUAUCACAAUGUUUGUCCUUUCUAGCAGUAUUAUUUCUUCCUUCGAUAGUGAUAACAGAUUUUAAUUGUAACAAAAUAUUUAGAAUAAGAUUUAGGAUGUAUAAAAUUGCCUAAAGCAAUUGAAAAUACUUUGUUAAGAAUGUAUCCACUAGCUAGCAGCGCCCCUACAUGAUUAACUAAUAGUGUAGUGCAAUAUAACUCCGAGCUGUAAAUAAUACGUGAAAAUGAAUAUUUCACCAAAAUAAGACGGAUUUAUAUACGAUGGAAUAAUAAUUAAAAUAUGUUGCUUUACCAAGGAAUUGAAGGUAAUGAAUGACAACGGUUGAUAUGAAAUCUCAUUUUUUAUAAAUUAAAUAUUUAAGAGUCUCAGUUCGUCUUAUUAACAAUUCUUAUACGGUUAGUGGUCGCAUGUCUUAACUAAUUCAAGACUCGAUAUUGGUUUUAGCUGUCUUAGUUUUAAUAAUACGAUAAUUAAUCAUUGUUCACACCAGAUGAAAAGUAGAAAUUAUGCUUAUGAUUAUUAAUUACAUAAUUCUUUAUGUUAAUUGCCCUGUGUACAAAAACGGUAAAAUACUGUUCGAAGUGAUAUAUAUUAAACAUUGCAUUUUAAAUUGGUCAAAUAGUACUGUACUGACGAUAUCUAAUAAAGAAACCAGUAAACGGUAA
Molecule: messenger RNA, 10316 nt
Organism: Manduca sexta (tobacco hornworm)
Lineage: Eukaryota; Metazoa; Arthropoda; Insecta; Lepidoptera; Sphingidae
Exons: 22
Coding region: 449-7609 (2386 amino acids)
Cellular component (GO): nucleus
Molecular function (GO): ATP binding; ATP-dependent chromatin remodeler activity; ATP hydrolysis activity
Source: RefSeq, a predicted model, not a curated record